UGGUUAUAGACUAAUGUAAUGAACCUGCGGGUCUAAGCAUGAAAACGUGGAGGCAUUUGAGAGCCAGACAAAGCUGUUGAUUCCCUCCCUCCCUCUCUCUCUCUCUCUCUCGGAUACGUCAGUCCAUUCCUAAAAUGUUGGAACCAGGCCUAACAAUACCAAACUGAACCGCCUUCAGUAGUCUUCAACACCAACAUCAGGCACAUUUGGUGCGUGUUUGCGAUGAUGAGUAAUCGCAGAGGCAGAGUAGAGGAGUUUACAGCAGAGUACUACGGGGUGUGUGCGGCUGGUGGAAUGCUGAGCGCUGGAGCCACCCAUCUUGCCAUCACCCCUCUCGACGUCUUGAAGGUCAACAUGCAGGUGAAUCCAGUUAAAUAUAGCGGCAUACUAUCAGGAUUUAGUACUCUGUGCAGAGAAGAAGGCGCUUCUGCUCUUUGGAGGGGUUGGUCUGGCAAACUUUUUGGAUAUGGUGUACAAGGUGGAUGUAGAUUUGGUCUUUAUGAAUAUUUCAAAAAGAUAUAUGGCGAUCAAUUGGAAGAUCAGAGCAAGGGUGUGAUAUUCUUCCUCAGCAGUGCAUCUGCUCAAAUAUUUGCUGAUGUUGCUCUUUGCCCAUUUGAAGCUGUCAAAGUUCGAGUCCAAACCCAGUCAAGUUUUGCCAAGGGCUUGGUUGAUGGAUUUCCGAAACUUUAUGCUAAUGAAGGACUUUACGGAUUCUACAAGGGUCUUCUGCCACUUUGGGGUCGUAACUUGCCAUUUUCCAUGGUUAUGUUCACAACAUUUGAGCAUUCUGUGGAAAUGAUGUAUCGCAAGAUUAUACAAAGAAAGAGGGAAGAUUGCUCAAAAGCCCAGCAACUUGGUGUGACAUGUUUAGCUGGCUAUGCUGCUGGAGCUGUUGGUUCUGUAAUCUCUAAUCCUGCUGACAAUAUAGUUUCAUCUCUUUACAAUAAAAAGGCUGCAACUGUAAUGCAGGCUGUGAAAAACAUUGGGCUGGCCAAUUUGUUUACUAGAAGUCUUCCUGUCCGAAUUGCAAUUGUUGGUCCUGUUGUUACUCUGCAGUGGUUUUUCUAUGACAGCAUCAAAAUGCUGAAUGGACUGCCUACUAGUGGAGGGCUGAGAAGGCAUCUGAAAGAUGCUGAAUUACUGGGCUAUGAGGCAGCACCUUAGUCAAGCCAAUAUUUUGUGUGUGUAUAUGGGAUAUGCUAUGCGGUGACUAAUGAUCCUUUAAUCUCAUUUCACUCGAAGAUUCGUUUGGAGGCUGCCUAUGUGGUGGUGUUUGUAGUUAUUAUUUUAGUAUCCUUCACCAAAAAAUUUAGCUGGUAAUAAACUGACAUUUCCGGAGUUGAUGUUUUGUUCCUUGAUUUGACGUGAUAAAACUUGCAAGAGUUGUAUGGUUUGAGAGCAGUUAGUUUUGGCAACCUGGGGAGAUGAUGGCUGAAGAUAGCAUUGCAGGAAAGGCAAGUUAGUGGGACCUUAUUUUGGGUUGUAUGUUGUGUUGAUAAAUGAUACUAUUUUGUAAUGUAAUUGUAAAUAAAGUGCAAAAUUGAAAGGCUUGGGAA
Molecule: messenger RNA, 1556 nt
Organism: Sesamum indicum (sesame)
Lineage: Eukaryota; Viridiplantae; Streptophyta; Magnoliopsida; Lamiales; Pedaliaceae
Gene: PHT3;3
Product: phosphate transporter 3;3
Biological process (GO): mitochondrial phosphate ion transmembrane transport
Cellular component (GO): mitochondrial inner membrane
Molecular function (GO): phosphate transmembrane transporter activity
Source: RefSeq, a predicted model, not a curated record